GUGUGCACUGUUCACCGGCCGCUCGUAUGCACCUCUCCCUGGGCUCCGAAAGGUGGCGCGCUCGCACAUACGGACGCAUGCGCGGUGUUUCCAGCUCGGGGGCGCGCACGUCUUACUCCGUGUACCGGGGCGCGCAUUACGCUGUGUGAUCAGAGUGGGGAGAGCGGGGUUGACACCGGGAUACCGGACACGGGAGAAGCUGGAGGAUGGAGAGCAGCCCCAGCCUCAUCGCCGUGCAACACCUAGACAGAUCUUACAUGUGAGGCUCCGCUGCAAGUUUCUGACCCAGUGAUCACUGGGGCACAGUAUGGCCCAGAUCUCCAACAGUAAUGGCUUCAGACAGAACGUAUCUCCGUCUGCACGGACCGCGGGAACAAAGGAUGUGGGGAAGGAAGAGGCCUUGCAGAUGGAAGCAGAUGCUUUAGACAAGCUGCGGAGAGAGAAGAGGCUGCUGGGAACUCAGAGCACCGCUUUCAUCAGAGCCCAUCAGAUAUCUCCAGCCUUGGGCAAGCAGGACCACGACCUUAUGGCUUUCCCGGAGGUGGAUGCUAAGAAGAGAGCAGGAAAGUCUCUACAGAGCAUUGAUAUAGAGAAGCUUCCUUUAGCCGAGUUAGAGAAGCUGCUUCUGGAUGAUAGUUUUGAGGUUGUCCCCAAGCCACUGUCUGUACCGCAGACGCAGGCAUUAAGCCCGGUUGUCUCAGCGCAAUGUUACAUCACUCCCUCCUUCCAAAGCAGUCAAUGGACAUCCCGGCUGCACACACCGGUGCCUUGCCCUUUACAGCCGACCUUUUCUGCGCUGUACCCCAAAUGUGCCGAUCCCUUUCAGAACGGGUUCAGUCCCAACAUGUCUUUCAUGCCGCGCAAAGAGCCGAUGUAUCUCAGUCUUCCAGCGCGUGCUCCGUAUGUCUCCUACGCCAUUCCGGCUAGGUCUGCCUUCCAGGUAAGAGGAACCUUGCCGGCUUACCGCAGCGAUGUCUCCUCCGACAUGGCCAAGUUGCUUGACAAAAUAGCAAAGACCUCGGAAACCUUGAGGAAUGGAAAAUCCAGCCAUGAAACACAUCUGUCACCGGCUGAACCUCCCGCACUGAGCGCAGACAAGCAGGAUGACAUCAGCAAGUUUGAUUGGCUGGAUCUGGACCCUCUAGGCAAGCACAAGGUGGAUAUUGUGGAAAUACCAACCCAUUGCCAGGACGGUGAGGCGGCCUCCUGCGGAUCGGCUGCAGAAGAUCCCUGGGAUGCUGUUCUGUUGGAAGAAAAGCCUUUGAAAUCCAGUCUCUCCGAGUGGAAAAUGAACGGUAAAUCGCCCUCCGGAGCUACCGUUACCAGGAGCCACUCUUUAAACUUGAGGCCAGCACAUGCGCAACUAUCAAAGGGUCAGACCACAGAGAAUGACAAUGGGACCAACGUGCAGAGCCCGGCAGGACAUUCUGUGUUACGGGAGUUGGAAGUGCAGGAUGAAGAGCUUGCAGCGUUCUGUGAAGAGGUGGAGAGGCUGAAGAGGCGGUUUCCCAGCCAGUGCUUGCUCACUAAUAACGGCUGUGUGCUGAGCCCGGUGAUGUUACAGCGGAACCUGACUAAUGAGAUCUCCAGCGUGAAGGUUUCUAUAGAGAUUGCGGGGUUCCAGCAGCCGGUGACGUUCACGUGUGACGUAAGCUCUCCGGUCGAGCUGAUUAUUAUGCAGGCUCUAUGCUGGGUCCACGAUGACCUCAAUCAAGUGGAUAUUGAGAGCUAUAUACUGAAGGUGUGCGGCCAAGAAGAACUGCUGCAGAACAAGCACUGUCUGGGGAGCCAUGAGUAUAUACAGAUGUGCCGGAAAUGGGAUGCAGAGAUCAGACUGCAGCUCUUGUGCCACAAAACCAUGGGCAGAGCCCUGGCGCGCACGGCUGAAGAUGACGAGACACCAGUUGACCUUAACAAGCACUUGGCCCUGCUGGACAGGCCAUUCAAAGAGCCAAUUACACGACAAAGCAUUGAGGAAUUACUGGACGGCUAUCAUGAGCAAGUCAAUAUGUGCCUUAAAAAUGAGAGUAACCCGUACAGAGCUGCUGACCAAGUCAUCAAACUGGUAAGAAAUAUCUGCAAGACUGUGGACCGCGUGGAGACCCCGUCUAUUACAGAGUGCGUCAAGAAGCUGCGGAGAGCCGUGAACCUGCCUCGGAGCCGCAGCGUGGAGGGUCCCCCCAGUCCCGCUGCCGGAUAUAACCACAGUGCCUCAGAUGGUACUCCACCGUGUGAGAGUCCUUUGCAAGAAAGUUUAAGCCAGUUAACUACUGCUGUUCACAAGCUGCUGCAGCUACAUCUGAACUCCUGCACCCCCACCAAGGACCCCAGUGACGGCAGGCCCCUCAAAGAAGCUCGGACCUCCGCUGACCAUCUCCAGUUCACUAUAUUUGCUGCACAUGGGAUCCCCACAGGUUGGGUGUCCAGCUUUGAAAAGUAUUAUUUAAUCUGUUCCCUGCUGCACAAUGGGAGAGAUAUGUUUAAACCGGUCCAGUCUAAGAAAGUUGGAACAUACAAGAGUUUCUUCUAUCUCGUUAAAUGGGACGAACUCAUCAUUUUUCCCAUACAAAUCGCACAGCUGCCCCAGGAGUCUGUUCUGCUGCUUAGACUGUACGGGAUAUUUAACACAAACAGUGGGGGGUCCCCAGACUCCAAUAAGCAGAGGAAGGGGCCUGAGAUGCUGGGCCAGGUGUCUUUGCCGCUCUUCACAUUCAAGAGGAUACUGACGAGUGGAACCAAGCUGCUAAACCUGUGGACAUCCUUAAUCUCCAGCACAACGCCUGGCACCAUGGGCAGAAAGACCACGCCAAUGCAGAAGUUGGCGCUGCAGGUUGAUUUUCCUUCUCCGGCCUUUGAUAUCGUGUACAAAGCUCCAGAACCAACGGGUACCUGCGUUCCGCAGAACAUAGAGACGCUGGACAAAGACAACAAGAGCCGCCUCCUCUCCCUCAUAACCAGAGAGUACCCGUCUGGGAUGCCUAAAGAAGAUAAAGUGUUCCUAUGGGAAAAGCGUUCCUACUGCCACAGCCACAAAGACUGCCUCCCUAAGAUACUGGCCAGUGCCCCAAAGUGGGACGUGUCGUACCUAGGAGACAUCUAUGCCCUGAUCAGCUCAUGGCCGCCCCUGAACCCGGUGUGUGCCCUGGAACUGCUGGACUCCAGGUUCGCAGACCAGGAAGUGCGCACGACAGCUGUCAAAUGGAUCCAAGAGGGUUUGAGUGAUGAUGAGCUGGUGGACCUUCUCCCGCAGUUUGUACAGGCUUUAAAAGCUGAAAUCUACCUGGACAAUUCCUUAGUGCGGUUCCUGCUGUCUCGUGCUCUGGGAAAUAUCCGAGUUGCUCAUUACUUGUACUGGCUACUGAAGGACUCUCUCAGUGACCCCCACUUUGGGACCCGCUAUGAGCAGAUUCUUGGAGCUCUGCUCUCCAUAAGCGGGAUGGGUCUGCGCCAGGAGCUAGAGAAGCAGACCAGACUCACCCAGCUGCUUGGCGUUGUCGCAGAAAAAGUUCGACAAGCGAAUGGCUCAGCGAGACCGGUGGUUCUCCAGGAGGGAAUGGAACGUGUGCAACUUCUCUUCAGGAAGAACAACAUUCGCCUGCCGCUCAACGCCAGCCUAGAAGCCAAAGAGCUCAAUGUCAAGGCAUGCUCCUUCUUUAACUCUAAUGCAGUUCCCCUGAAAGUAACCAUGGUGAACGCUGAUCCGCUGGGGGAGGAAAUCAACUUCAUGUUUAAGGUGGGAGAAGACUUACGUCAGGACAUGCUGGCUCUGCAGAUGAUUAAGAUGAUGGACAAGCUCUGGUUACAGGAAGGGCUAGACAUGCGGAUGGUCAUCUUCAAAUGUCUCUCUACUGGCAAGGACAGAGGUCUGGUGGAACUGGUGCUGUCCUCGGACACACUGAGAAAGAUCCAGGUUGAGUACGGUGUCACCGGCUCCUUCAAGGACAAACCUCUGGCUGAAUGGCUGCGGAAGUAUAACCCAUCUGAAGAAGAGUACGAGAAGGCAUCUGAAAACUUUAUCUACUCUUGUGCCGGCUGCUGCGUGGCCACAUACGUGCUGGGGAUCUGUGACCGCCAUAACGAUAACAUCAUGCUGCGCAGCACAGGACACAUGUUUCAUAUCGACUUUGGCAAAUUCCUGGGGCACGCACAGAUGUUUGGGAGUUUUAAGAGAGACCGUGCACCUUUUGUGCUGACAUCAGACAUGGCAUAUGUCAUUAACGGAGGGGAGAAGCCCACCAGUCGCUUCCAGCUGUUCGUGGACCUGUGCUGUCAGGCUUAUAACCUGCUCAGAAAACACACCAACCUCUUCCUGAACCUGCUGUCACUGAUGCUUUCCUCUGGGCUGCCAGAACUAACAGGUCUCCAAGAUCUGAAAUACGUCCACGACGCUCUGCAGCCGCAAGCCACGGACGCUGAAGCCACUAUUUUCUUUACCAGGUUAAUUGAGUCCAGUUUGGGGAGUGUCGCGACAAAGUUUAAUUUCUUCAUCCACAACCUGGCUCAGCGAUUCUCUGGUCUGCCUUCAAACGAUGAAGCCAUUCUAUCAUUUUCCCCUAAAACGUAUUCUCUAAAGCAAGACGGGUGCAUUAGAGAGGCCUCAAUCUAUACAUACCACAAGCGAUACAAUCCGGAUAAGUAUUACAUUUACGUAGUGAGAGUUAUAAGAGAGAAAGAAGAGGAUUCUGCCUUUGUUUUCCGAACAUUUGAUGAGUUCCAGGAGCUGCACAACAAACUGAGCAUUCUGUUUCCACUAUGGAAGCUGCCAGGGUUUCCAAGUAAGGUGGUCCUGGGAAGAACUCAUAUAAAAGAUGUGGCCGCUAAGAGGAAAGUGGAGUUAAACAGCUACAUUCAGAGUUUGCUCAGCAGCUCCCCAGAAGUAGCAGAGUGUGAUCUGGUUUACACCUUCUUCCACCCACUGACUCGAGAUGAGAAGAUAGAGGGAUGUGAUGUAGCCGUCCAGGGUAUUGGAGAACCUCCCUUGAGUCCAACAUCCGGGAAGAUUGAAGGGGAAGUGAAAUUGUCUAUCUCGUAUCGGAACGGGACCCUGUUUAUCAUGGUCAUGCACAUAAAGGAACUGGUUAUUGAAGACAACACGGACCCAAAUCCCUAUGUGAAAACCUAUCUGCUCCCGGAUCCCCACAAAACAUCCAAACGUAAAACAAAAAUUGCUCGAAAAACCCGCAAUCCGACGUUUAAUGAAAUGCUGGUGUACAGCGGAUACAGCAAGGAGACCUUACGGCAGAGAGACCUCCAGCUAAGCGUCCUCAGCGCUGAAUCUCUACGGGAAAACUUUUUCCUGGGAGGUCUGACACUUGCCCUUAAAGACUUCAACUUGAAACAGGAGACGGUUGGGUGGUACAAGCUAACGGAAGUUCCAUACUCCUGAGGAACCAGUCAGUCACUUGACCACAUUGGACCAAUUCCACAAUGGAUAUUUUGUAGACAUUUUAGUGUAUCUGUAAAGACUGAUCUAUAGAGACUUUUAACCCGUUGUUUCUUUUUUUUUUGCGGCAUUUAAUAAGGAAUGUUUCAUACGCAUAAUUGCAAUAUGUCCUAAUACAGAAAGCACUGCCUGGACCCUUCCUAGUAAUAUAACUAUUUACCAAUAGAAUGAGAGCGAAAAGACAGCAAGCAGCAGGCACCCAACUGUGGGUACGAGCUGCCCAAUAAUGACCACUAUUCAGUAAGCUGUGGACUGUGCCCGGCAUCAAUUCUAGUGUAGCGUUUGCCCUGCCAUAGUUCACUAACCCCAUAACUUGAAGAUGUUUCUCUAUCAUUCCUCAACCACUUCUUAAUGUGUGGACUCUGGGCGCCACCUAGUGAGCACUACAGGUUCUGCAUUUUUCUAGACCAUAAGGGUUGACAUUUGCUUAGAGCACUGGUCCCAUUUUCAAGUCUGCUGUAUAUAUUGUUUUAACAUCUAGCCUUCUGAUCAGUGCUCUGUAUGUACAUUACUAUACACAUAUUUUUAAAGUCACAUUUAUUAAACCGAAUGGGCACCUAUUGUCCAUAAGAGUAUGUUAUGUGAAUUCAUCAGUUCUAGCUAUAAGAGGUCAUAUUAAUCUCUGUAUAACAGCACUCGUGUCCUUAUAGCCAGUCUGAGUACAGCGGGUAGAAUGUCACUUUACGAUGCAAUAGGGCUGCUAUAAAUAACAGUAUAAAUAUCCUGCAUUCUAGGGGUUUCCGUCUGAAGACAGUAGGCAGAAAGGUGCAGAUUUAUUAGGCCUGGAGAAGUGAUAAAACA
This is a messenger RNA of Pseudophryne corroboree (corroboree frog), 6244 nucleotides long. It is a transcript of the gene PIK3C2A, whose product is annotated as phosphatidylinositol-4-phosphate 3-kinase catalytic subunit type 2 alpha. The record is from RefSeq and is a predicted model, not a curated record. Gene Ontology annotation, molecular function: 1-phosphatidylinositol-3-kinase activity; phosphatidylinositol binding; 1-phosphatidylinositol-4-phosphate 3-kinase activity. The transcript has 34 exons. Bases 308 to 5386 code for a protein of 1692 amino acids. Gene Ontology annotation, biological process: cell migration; phosphatidylinositol 3-kinase/protein kinase B signal transduction; phosphatidylinositol-mediated signaling. Lineage: Eukaryota; Metazoa; Chordata; Amphibia; Anura; Myobatrachidae. Gene Ontology annotation, cellular component: phosphatidylinositol 3-kinase complex; cytoplasm; plasma membrane.